Messenger RNA from Anolis sagrei ordinatus, 1404 nucleotides. RefSeq names its product vomeronasal type-2 receptor 26-like. Gene Ontology annotation, cellular component: plasma membrane. Gene Ontology annotation, molecular function: G protein-coupled receptor activity. The record is from RefSeq and is a predicted model, not a curated record. Gene Ontology annotation, biological process: G protein-coupled receptor signaling pathway. Lineage: Eukaryota; Metazoa; Chordata; Lepidosauria; Squamata; Anolidae.
AUGAAUCUCCUUUUCACAAGACAGGGGAGUCCCCUUAACUAUAUCUGUGACAGGAAAUACAAGUUAAUGGCCAUCAUAGGAGGACUCACCUCUCAGAACUCCAAGCAGAUGCCCCACAUUUUCAAUAUCUACAAAAUGCCACAGCUUCAUCCUUUUCUGAAAUAUGUCCGUUUCAACAACAGUGCUGGCGAAGAAAUAUUUUUUGAUGACAAAGGGAAAUUGGCAGGUGGCUAUGAUAUCAUCAACACAUUCACAUUCCCCAAUCAGUCCCUCUAUCGAAUACAUAUUGGCAGGAUGGAUCCCCAGGCUCCUGUAGGAAAAAAGUUUACCAUUGAUGGAAGUGCUGUGCAUUGGAAUCCCAAGUUUUAUCAGAAACCUCCCCAGUCCAGGUGUGUUACGCCUUGUUUUCCUGGACAGAGCAAGAUCAUCCAUCAAGGUGAACCAGUUUGUUGCUACCUUUGUCAACAGUGCUCUGAAGGAAUGAUAUCAAACCAACUAGAUUCAGAACACUGCAAGAAAUGUCCAGUGGAUGAGUAUCCAAAUGAGAACCAAAAUCAAUGCAUCUCUAAAGAAAUAAUCUAUUUGUCAUUUGAAGAACCCUUGGGAAUUGUCUUGACUUCCUUUGUUCUCUUUUUUUCUCUAACCACACUUGUUGUGAUGUGGAGUGUCAUUCGUCAUCGAAAUACUCCUAUCAUCAAAGCUAAUAACAGAAGCAUUACUUAUACACUGCUUUCCUCUUUGCUGCUCUGCUUUUUGUGCUCUUUUCUGUUCAUUGGCCAUCCCGGCAAGGUAUCUUGCAUUCUUCGGCAAAUAUUCUUUGCCAUUGUUUUCUCUAUUGCGAUUUCUUCAGUGCUGGGUAAAACCAUCACAGUCAUCUUGGCCUUCAUGGCCACGAAGCCCGGAAACAGGAUGAAGAAAUGGUUCGGGAGGAGAUUGACAGCUUCAAUCAUCGUUUCUUUGACUUUUGUUCAAGUUGCCAUCUGUGUCAUAUGGUUGGUAAUCUCACCCCCAUUUCUAGAGUUGGACACACACUCCUACAAUGAUCAGAUAGUUGUGCAGUGCAAUGAAGGCUCAGACAUUAUGUUUUACAUUGUCCUUAGCUAUAUGGGCUUUCUGGCUGUUAUCAGUUUCACUGUGGCUUUCUUUGCAAGGAAGUUGCCCAACACUUUCAAUGAAACCAAGCUAAUUACAUUCAGCAUGUUGGUGUUUUGUAGUGUUUGGAUCUCUUUCGUGCCCACUUACCUGAGCACCAAGGGAAAAUCCAUGGUGGUUGUGGAGAUCUUCUCCAUCUUGUCUUCUAGUACUGGAUUGCUUGGUUGCAUUUUUCUCCCUAAAUUAUUUGUAAUUGUACUGAGGCCAGAGUUAAAUACCAGGGAACACCUUGUACACAAAAGGAAUAAUUGA